Messenger RNA from Lolium rigidum, 1095 nucleotides. RefSeq names its product transcription factor TB1-like. The record is from RefSeq and is a predicted model, not a curated record. The transcript has a single exon. Gene Ontology annotation, biological process: regulation of secondary shoot formation. Bases 1 to 1095 code for a protein of 364 amino acids. Gene Ontology annotation, cellular component: nucleus. Lineage: Eukaryota; Viridiplantae; Streptophyta; Magnoliopsida; Poales; Poaceae. Gene Ontology annotation, molecular function: DNA-binding transcription factor activity; sequence-specific DNA binding.
AUGUUUCCUCUCUAUGAUUCCCCAAGCCCCAUGGACAUACCACUUUACCAACAGCUGCAGCUCAGCCCUCCCUCGCCAAAGGAACCGGACCACCAAUCCUUCCCCUACUACCAUUCCUCCCCUGCAUUCGCCGCCGGCAUCUUCCACAACAGUUACCUUGGUGCCGGUGCCGGUGCCGGUGCCGGUGCCACUGUCUCGACGCCGCUCCCUGCGGAGAUCGACUCGCCGACAGAGCUGUUGCUGAUGGAUCAGGCGCCGGCGCCAAGGACGGACGGCGUCCGAAAUGCGCAAGGCCUGCACGGCGGUGGAGGCAUCGACAGCGAGGCGGCGGCCGCCGCCGCAAGGAAAGAUCGCCACAGUAAGAUAUGCACAGCCGGCGGCAUGAGGGACCGGCGGAUGCGGCUGUCUCUUGAUGUCGCCCGCAAGUUCUUCGCGCUCCAGGACAUGCUAGGCUUCGACAAGGCCAGCAAGACGGUGCAAUGGCUCCUCAACAUGUCCAAGGGGGCCAUCAGGGAGGUCAUGACCGAUGAGGCGUCCUCCGACUGUGAGGAGGACGGCUCCAGCAGCCUCUCCGUCGUCGACGGCAAGCCCAAGCCGCCGGCGCUGGAGGUCGGUAGAGCUGAUCACGCCGAGGGGAAGAAGCCGGCGGCAAGGGCAAGAAAGACACCCGCCAACCCGAAACCACCGAGGAAAUUGGCGAGCGCGCACGCGAUCCCUGACAAGGAGUCGAGGACGAAGGCAAGGGAGAGGGCGAGGGAGCGGACGAGGGAGAAGAACCGGAUGAAAUGGGUGACGCUUGCGUCCACGAUUAACCUCGAAUCGCCCGCAAGCGCGGCGGCGAGAGCGGACGAGCUGAUCAUGAGCCCAAGCAAUUUGAACCGCUCGUCCUCCAGGAACACGGGAAGCGCUGAAUUUGAGGAGAGGUGCUCGUCGUCACUGCCGAGCGAGACCAGCGACGCGAUCAUGGCCGCUGGAUUCAGCAAUGGAGGAUACGGAGGCGGCAGCGGCAGCGGCAGCAGCAGCUACUACGAGUACCAGCUGGAGCAGCAAUGGGAGCUCGGUGGAGUCGUGUUUGCCAAUUCGCGGCUCUACUGA